Molecule: messenger RNA, 3105 nt
Organism: Microcebus murinus (gray mouse lemur)
Lineage: Eukaryota; Metazoa; Chordata; Mammalia; Primates; Cheirogaleidae
Source: RefSeq, a predicted model, not a curated record
CCAGUGGCCCUGGGAAUUGGUGUGGGUUCCUUCCUGCCCCUGGAGUCACGCCUUCCACUGUCUCAGCUCUCUUCUCUGAGCGUGUGUGGCUAUUACGGCUGAGAAAUAGGAAAGUGGCCUCUGACAGCCAGAGAUUGGACCGACACUGUCAAUUAGGUGGACACAGGUGGCCUGGUGUGCUGCUGCUGAACGUCGGCGUGAGACAAGACUGCUCUGUGAUUAUGUCUGAACAGAGAUAGAAACACGGACACUGUCCAAACCACAGUGACGGUCCAACAUCCCCUUAGGCUGGCUAAUGCAAGUGACGUCUCACAGUCGCCGUUUGUAGCUGCGCUCCAUUCUUCCUGCCUUCUAGAUAAAAUCCAUUAAGAAACCCAAUCAUAAAAUUAUCCCUGCUUCCUAACAGCAUCCAGCCCAAUCUGGAGCAAAGCCCUGCUUCCUGAACCCCCUUCCAGUCACCGAGCACCGAUUCAUCCCACGACAAGGCCUCGCUCACACCCUCGCGCAGAGACGCCGCGGCUUCCGCCCUGUGCGUUCCCCUUUGCAGCCGCGAGCAGCAGGCUGGGCUUGUUUCGGUGGGCCCUGUCUCUUGUUCUUGUUCGGGGAGAACAGGACAGGUGAGAGCUAGACAGUCAUGUUCCCUCUGGGAGCCCUCUCGCUUCCCGGAGUGGGAGAGUCACCAGCAGUGAGGGAUGAGGCCCCGCCAGCCUCACACCCACGCCAGCCACGCCAGCGUCAGUGCAGCAGCACGUCGUCUUGCUCCUCACAGAGAAGGUCCUGCGGCAGUUUUGAAAAUAUUUAGGAGAAAAGACCGUCCAAAUGAUUGAAGUUGCUCUUUUUAAAUGUUGUCACUCUGCCCUAAUCCCUCAGCACAGCCCACAGCGCCGGGGCUGGCGCAUCCUUCACUCAGCACCCCGCCGCCAGCCUGUGCAGCUGGGCGCUCGCUGCGGGACCGGUUAUAUAAAUGUUGCAAACUCUCUCAUGCUCUGGGAAUCAGACAGGAAAUCAGGUGAACAGGGAUUGGAAAAAACUGGAUACCACUGGAAAAUAACUACAACUACUUUUCUGGAGUUAGAGAAAAGCCUCUGCUUUUCCACCUGGAGGACGGUCACAGUAGUUCCUGUGUUGCAGCUUGGUUCUGAGGAUGAAAUGGGAUGGUGCACAGUUCCUGGCACAUUGGAAGUGCUCGAAAAUCGUGGAAUGGACAGCAGAGUCCCAGGCGCAGCCAGCAAUGGAGAGACAAAGCCUGCGUGUCCAGUCGCGGAAAAGGCGGAGGAAGAUGGAAGCUUGGAGCGGGGACACUGGAACAACAAGAUGGAGUUUGUGCUGUCAGUGGCCGGGGAGAUCAUCGGGCUGGGCAACGUCUGGAGGUUUCCCUAUCUCUGCUACAAAAACGGGGGAGGUGCCUUCUUCAUCCCUUACCUCAUCUUCCUCUUCACCUGUGGGAUUCCUGUCUUCCUUUUGGAGACAGCACUGGGCCAGUACACUAGCCAGGGAGGCGUCACAGCCUGGAGGAAGAUCUGCCCCAUCUUUGAGGGCAUCGGCUACGCCUCCCAGAUGAUCGUCGUCCUGCUCAACUUCUACUACAUCAUCGUUCUGGCCUGGGCUCUCUUCUACCUCUUCAGCAGCUUCACCAGCGACCUGCCCUGGGGCAGCUGCCGCCACGAGUGGAACACAGAGCGCUGUGUGGAGUUCCAGAAGACCAACGGCUCUCUGAACCUGACCUCUGAGAACGCCACCUCGCCUGUCAUCGAGUUCUGGGAGCGGCGGGUCCUGAAGAUCUCGGAUGGCAUCCAGCACCUGGGGGCCCUGCGCUGGGAGCUGGCCCUGUGCCUCCUGCUCGCCUGGGUCGCCUGCUACUUCUGCAUCUGGAAGGGGGUCAAGUCCACGGGCAAGGUGGUAUACUUCACAGCCACCUUCCCUUACCUCAUGCUGGUGGUCCUGUUAAUUCGAGGGGUGACGCUGCCCGGAGCAGCCCAAGGAAUUCAGUUUUAUUUGUACCCAAACCUCACGCGCCUGUGGGACCCCCAGGUGUGGAUGGACGCGGGCACCCAGAUCUUCUUCUCAUUUGCCAUCUGCCUGGGGUGCCUCACGGCCCUGGGCAGCUACAACAAGUACCACAACAACUGCUACAGGGACUGCAUCGCCCUCUGCUUCCUCAACAGCGGCACCAGCUUUGUGGCUGGCUUCGCCAUCUUCUCCAUCCUGGGCUUCAUGUCUCAGGAGCAGGGGGUGCCCAUUGCUGAGGUGGCCGAGUCAGGCCCUGGCCUGGCCUUCAUCGCCUACCCCCGGGCUGUGGUGAUGCUGCCCUUCUCUCCUCUCUGGGCCUGCUGUUUCUUCUUCAUGGUCGUUCUCCUGGGACUGGACAGCCAGUUUGUAUGCGUUGAAAGCCUGGUGACAGCGCUGGUGGACAUGUACCCCUGUGUGUUCCGCAAGAAGAACCGGAGGGAGACCCUCAUCCUCGGAGUGUCCGUCAUGUCCUUCCUGGUCGGGCUGCUCAUGCUCACAGAGGGCGGCAUGUACGUGUUCCAGCUCUUCGACUACUACGCAGCCAGCGGCAUGUGCCUCUUGUUCGUGGCCAUCUUCGAGUCCCUCUGUGUGGCUUGGGUCUAUGGAGCCCGGCGCUUCUACGACAACAUUGAAGACAUGAUUGGGUACAGGCCGUGGCCUCUUAUCAGAUACUGCUGGCUCUUCCUCACACCAGCCGUGUGCACAGCCACCUUCCUCUUCUCCCUGAUCAAGUACACCCCGCUGACCUACAACAAGAAGUACACCUACCCAUGGUGGGGGGAUGCCCUGGGCUGGCUCCUGGCUCUGUCCUCCAUGGUCUGCAUUCCUGCCUGGAGCAUCUACAAACUCAGCACCCUCAAAGGACCCCUCCGAGAGAGAAUCCGCCAGCUCGUGUGCCCAGCUGAGGACCUGCCCCAACGGCAGCAGGGGAGACCCUCUGCUCCUGCCACCCCCAGGACUUCGUUGCUCACACUCACAGAACUGGAGUCUCACUGCUAGGGGCAGGUCCCCAUGGCACCCAGGGGCCUGGCUGUGGCACCAGCUGCAGGGGGCGCUGGCAGAGGCAGCCUUGCACUUCUCUGCCCCCAGCUGGGG